AAUUGUGAUAAUUAUCACCUAAAUUUGGAAUUAAUUCAUUCAUUCGUUUAAUUUGAAAUGAGUAACCGUACCAAAGGGAAUGUUAAACCUUCAAAUAGUGAACGUGCAUCACGAUUGUUGACAACGAAUAAAUUUCUAUCAUUUUCUGAAGCUUCGAAAAAUUUAUCUUCAGUAUACAAGACAACCGAUGCUACUGAUGGUGGUGGUGGUGGUAGCCGACAAAAUGAUACAUCAGCAUUCGAUUGUGAAAUUGGUACAGAUUUUCAACAUGUAUUCAAACAUAUGGCCAAAAAAGAUGUUAAUACCAAAAUGAAAGCAUUGGAAGAGUUUAUUGAAUUAUGUCGUAACAAAAAUCCUACGGAAUUGUUGAGUAUAGCAAGAUUUUGGUUCCGUGUUUAUAGAAAAUUGGCAAAUUCUUUAGAAUGGAACAUACGUAAUGCUAGUCAUGAAGCACAAUAUCGAUUCAUCUCUUCCAUAGAUUAUGAUUUGAUUAUUGAAUAUUUUGAACCAUCCAUAAAUGAACAACAGUUCAAUGAUUAUCGUACGGGAGAAAUUUCUUUUCAAACAUUGAUCACAAUGUCAGCCGUUAUGUGGAAUUCAUGUUUCGAUGCCUAUAGUCAACCAUUUCAAUCUGCACGAAAUGUAUUUAGACAUCUUUUUUCACGUGAAAAAACAAUCCAUUUUCUAUUGGUUAAUUGUGAUUCGAUUCUCAACUAUUGUCUAUAUUUUAUUUUCAACAAAAUUCCUAUCGAGCUUUUCUACAAUACAUCAUUACCGACUGAUUCGAUUCGAAUGUUUGAAGAUCAUCAAUUGGGUACCUGUUUACUUGGCCUAUCCACAAUGAUCAAUGAAUUAAUGUGUUUCUAUGUAAAAAAUAACAUCGAUGAUACUCAUAAUGUUUAUGAAUGUUUGGAAAAAAUUUUCAUUCAUCUCAAUGAAGAAUUUGUUCGAAGUAAAGGCUUGGCGGAGGAUGGUGAUCGAACAACAACAACAACAAAUGCAACAACAAUCUUGUCAACAGAUAAAACGCUGGAAAAACAAAUGGAAACUAUACAUGAAUUGGAAAUGAGUAGAAAAGAAAAGAAAAAAUUACGAAAAGAAAUGAACAACAAAAAUGAUCAAGCUAGAAAACAAGAUUCAAGAAUCAUGACUUGUUCAUUGUGGAAUUGUACAAAAUCGAACAAUGAUUACAUUCGAAUAGCAUCAUUUCAAGCAUUAACUGCAUUCACUCGAUUGACGAGUUUUCUUGCCAUUGAUUCAGAAGAAAAAUUUCUUGAAAAACACUCAAACAUUUCCACAAGAUUAUGGUUCAAAUUGUACAAAGGAAAUUAUUUUCCCACCAUUAUGAAUGGUAUGGUCGAUUCGACUAUUGAAAUUCGUGGCAUUUCCUGGGUGCUAGCUUCACAUUUGUUAUCCAAUAAUAAUGGUAGCUUUUUCAAUUUAUGGUCAGUGAUUAAUCGUAAUGAUUGGCUAACGAAAACAUUGAAACCUUUCAUCAAUAAUGGAAUGAAAUCAUCUGGUUCAAUCAUUGAUUUUGGUAUCGAUCGUAUUGGAUUCAAAAGCUAUUUGGCCAUAUAUCCCGAACUAUCAUAUCCAAUGGAAUCUUAUUUCAGCGCUCUUAGUCUGAUAUGUCCAACGUACCGUGACCGUUUUAUGAAAGAUUUUAAUGAUAAAAUCAAUUUGAUCACCAUGUUCAUUUGUUCAUUCAAUCAAAAUCAAUCAUCGGAUUGUCAAUUUUUAAUAUUUGAUUUAUUUCUCACCAACCUGUUGGAUUCAUUCAAUAAUAUUGGCCUUUUAACCGAUAUGUUGUUUCUGAUUGAAUUAUUCUUUAACAUAUCAUAUUUAGCUUUGCUUGAAUGUUUUAAAUCAAACAAUGACAACGGAAGUGAACAACCAAAACAAAUAAUGAUCACAUCAAUCGUUGAACAUUUGAAUAAUUUAUUAAAACGAACAACAACAACGAAAGAUGGCAAACGUGACCUAUUUCUUCGAAGUCAGGUUUAUCUAAAUCAUUUGUUAUUGAUUAACCGUGUGAAACAAAUCGAUGGACAUCAAUUGUUUGAAACACAGUUACUUGUAGUUUAUGAAAAUCUAUUGGCCAAUUUUCAUGAUGAUGAUGAUGAUGAUGAUGAUGAUCGUUUGGCAGUACUACGUUUUCUAACCGAAUCAUAUUAUCAUUGUGAUGGCUAUUUUUCCUAUGAUUAUUAUUGUACCGAAAUGGAAUUGAAUUAUGAACGAAAUGUUUGGAAAGUAUUGAAACAACAAUUGAAUCAACAAUGCAGUGGCAGUAAACAAGUAAAAUUUGAACAAGAUGAUGAUAUUGAUGAUGAUGAUCAUUUCUCAUUGAAUGAGAAAAAAUUGUUUGAAAAUUGUACCUUACCCAAUCGAAUAAUAACUAUAACAAAUGAACCACCGAUUUCAUUGUUAGUGAUGAUACCAUCACUUAAUCUACAUGUCAUUCGAAUUGUUGAUAAACUUAUUGCUCAUCUGGAUCGUAUGUUUGAAACGAAAUUUCAAUCAAAUUUAUCGAUAAAAGAAUUUGAGAAUGAAUUUCGAUCCAUAUAUUACAUGUUGAUUCAUCUUGAAUAUAUAACUAGAUCCGUGUCAAGUUCAAAACCACUUGAUGAACAUUGUUCUCGUUGGUUAUCGAUGAUCUAUUCAAUCUGUUCACGUUUUACCGAUGAUAAAUGGAUCAAAUAUCGUUACAUGAUAGCUAUUGGUUCGAAAAUACUCGAUGUUUAUAUUGUUCAUAUGGCCAAAAGUGAAUCAUCAUUAUUGUCGAAUCUGAAAAUGUUUCUUACUAAUCUUGAUCCAUUUGCAUUUUGUAUUGUAAUCAAUCAUUUGGAUCAAAUACGAAAUGUAACCACGUCAGAUGUGUAUGAAAAAUUUUUGAAAAAUUAUUUUAAAAUUAUCGAUAAUUAUGUGACGAAUGACGAAUAUGAAUCGUUGAUCAUUCAUCGACAGCUGAUGAUUGUAUUCAAAACUGUGGAUGAAAAUCGAAUGGAUUUUGAAACUGCAAUAUUGGAAGAAUUAUUGGAUCGUUUAAUCAAAUCAUAUAAUAAUGAUAAUAAAAAUCAAUCACAAAAAAAUGAUGAAACAUUCAAACUAAUUGGUCGUUUAAUCGAUGAAAUGUGUGAUUAUUACAGCCACAUUGAUAAUAUUGUCAAGCAUCAAUUUUUCAUUCGAUUUCCAUCAAUAUUGAUUGAUUUAUAUCAAAUAUUAUUGAAUAAUCCGCAGAAAUUAUUUCUUAUUGAAAAUUUUUUCGAAAAUUUCUAUAAACAUUCACAAAUGUUAUUGCAAAGAUAUUCCCAAUUGGUUUCCAUAGAUUCCAUUAUUUGUGAUGAUAAUGAAGAUGAAAUUUUAAAAUUCAUGGAUAAUGUGGAAGGUUUUAUGUCAACAAUAACGAAAUCAUACACGUAUGAACAGAAUGAUUAUUUCGGUGAUAUCGGUAUCAAACAAUGUGCCUUACAAUUAUCAUUCAUUGUCGAUCAUUUUGUAUUUACAAUUGGUAAUGGUGACAUUAUUAGAGGACGUAUUCGGCGAUUCAUUAGUUUGAUAUUAUUUUCAUUAUCAACAUUGAAAUGUGAUGAUUAUGAAACUGUAUCUGAUAUGAUUAUCGAAUUUAUGAAGAAUUUGAAUCGAAAAUUUCUUGUCACUUGUACGGAAUUUCAAAUUCAAAAUGAUUUUUCCAUAUUACAUGAUUUAUAUGCAAUAUCAAAUGAUGAUAUUGUCCUACCAUUAUUACAAUUUAUUGAACAUCAUCAUGAUAAUGAUAAUAAUUUAGCCAUUUAUAUGAAGAAAAUGUCCACAUGGAAUGCCGAUGAACAAUAUGAUGAUCUUGUAAGAUUUGCUCAAAUCAAUUCGCUAAUGAUAACCAUUGCCAAUGGAUUGUUUUACUUUGGCAAUGAUGAUGAUGAUCAUCAUCGACAACAAUUGUUAAUAAUUCUGAUUAGACAAUUGUUCAAGAAUAUUUAUCUAUUGGAGAAAUUCAUUAUAAUUUCAAAACGUUGGAAUUUACUUCCACUGGCCAAAUUGAAUGUAAUUGAAUCGAUUAUCGAUGAAUAUAAAUCACAUCUACCAACAUUGCUUAAAGAAGAUGAAUCGUCGAUUAUGAUGGCAAUUUUUCAAUCAAUCGAUCAACAACAACAACAACAACCAGAAUUUGCUACAUUGCCAUUUAUUGCUUAUUUGUUGGAAAAAUAUCCAUCAACCAAUAUGUCAUUGGCGAAUAUUUGUGAAAUGAAUUCUAAUUGGAAAAAUUGUCAACAUCAGCAAGCAACAACAACAACAACAAUGGAUUCAAUUGAUUGA
Dermatophagoides farinae (American house dust mite) is the source of this 4311-nucleotide messenger RNA. Its product is annotated as E3 ubiquitin-protein ligase listerin. Gene Ontology annotation, molecular function: ubiquitin protein ligase activity; ribosomal large subunit binding. NCBI's taxonomy places the organism in Eukaryota, Metazoa, Arthropoda, Arachnida, Sarcoptiformes, Pyroglyphidae. Gene Ontology annotation, cellular component: cytosol; RQC complex. Gene Ontology annotation, biological process: rescue of stalled cytosolic ribosome; ribosome-associated ubiquitin-dependent protein catabolic process. The record is from RefSeq and is a predicted model, not a curated record.